This is a messenger RNA of Didymodactylos carnosus, 492 nucleotides long. Lineage: Eukaryota; Metazoa; Rotifera; Eurotatoria; Philodinida; Philodinidae. The record is from the annotation of a GenBank genome assembly.
AUGCUAACACCUCUGCUCCACCUCAUUCUCCAUGGCAAGAAAGUAUCCUACGUUGGGCCUCGUUUUAAACUCAGUGCAGCAGCAGUUUACGCGACUAUCUCCUUGGCAUCAGGCGAGAGUUUGAAUUUUGUCGUCUCGCUCAGCCCCUACUACGAUCUACGUGCCAGUGGCGCGUACAAGAUUCGAUACCAGAAGUUUGUUCAUGGUGUCCUGGAAACUCAUUCUGCUGCUGCUAAGGCAACUAUCGUGUCGAACAUCCUGACACUCCAAGUCAAUGGCGUUAGCAAUGCAGUUUUGGAAGAAGCAGCUCGACGUCGUCUUCUGCUCAGUUCAAAAAAGAAAACCGCUGCGUCCCCUCGGAUCACCUUCAGUGACGAAUGUACUGACGAGCAGAAAGCCACCAUCAAAGCUGCUAUCGCACAAGCCAAAGAGUAUACGAAGCAAACACAACUUUUCCUGGCUAAUCACAUAUUAAAGGAAACAGCGCUUUGA